Messenger RNA from Sebastes umbrosus (honeycomb rockfish), 1714 nucleotides. RefSeq lists its product as uncharacterized. Bases 364 to 1227 code for a protein of 287 amino acids. The transcript has 6 exons. The record is from RefSeq and is a predicted model, not a curated record. Lineage: Eukaryota; Metazoa; Chordata; Actinopteri; Perciformes; Sebastidae. Gene Ontology annotation, molecular function: oxidoreductase activity.
AUUACUGGGUGAGUACUGGGUGAAUACUUGGCGAAUACUGGGCGAAUACUUGGCGAAUACUGGGCGAAUACUUGGCGAAUACUGGGCGAAUAUUGGGCGAAUACUGGGUGAUUACUGGGUGAGUACUGGGUGAGUACUGGGUGAAUACUUGGCGAAUACUGGGUGAUUACUGGGUGAGUACUGGGCGAGUACUGGGUGAGUACUGGGUGAGUACUUGGUGAGUACUGGGGGAGUACUGGGUGAAUACUGGGUGAAUACAGGUCAUUUUUAUGCACCUCUCCCUCAAGAGAAUUCAGCUGAAAAGGUCAAAAAGACCAACUAGUCCAAACAGGGUACACAAAAGAAGAGGUGCUUUCAGAUCAGAUGUCCUCUACACCUCCCGUCCUCCUAAAUACGGGGGCUCAGAUGCCCCUCAUGGGUUUGGGGACCUACAAGUUGGUUGGUCCUGAAAAUGUCUACCGGGCUGUUGACGCAGCGCUCGCUGCUGGUUAUCAGGCCUUUGACAGUGCAGCCGUCUACCGGAAUGAAGCUGACCUGGGGCGAGCCCUGAAGGAGCUUCUGCCCAAACACGGCUUAACCAGAGAGGAUGUCUUCAUAACCAGUAAGCUGGGCCCCAAGGAUCAGGGUGAGAGAGCCAUGGAAGGAGCCCUGCUCAGCCUGUCUCAGCUGGACUUGGGUUACAUCGACCUCUACCUGAUCCACUGGCCUGGCACACAGGGACUGUUAGUGACUGACCAACGCAACCCAGGCAACCGAGCUCAGAGUUGGGCCACACUGGAGGAGCUGCAUGCUCAGGGGAAGCUGAAGGCCAUAGGAGUGUCCAACUACACACCAGCACACAUGAGAGAACUGAUGCAGAGCUGCAAAAUCAUUCCUGCUCUGCUACAGGUAGAGUUUCACCCAAAGCUGUGCCAGACAGAGCUGAGGAGAGUGUGUGAGGAGUAUGGAGUGUGUUUCCAAGCGUACUCCUCUUUAGGGAGAGGAGAGCUGGUCACUGACCCUGUAGUCCUGGAGGUGGCAAAGAACUGUGAACGCACACCUGCACAGGUCCUUUUGCGCUGGGCUGUGCAGCAGGGCGUCCCAGUGCUCCCCAAGUCGUCAAAUCCAGAGAGAGUAAAGGACAAUGCGAGGCUUUUUGACUUCACAAUGAGCAACACAGACAUGGACAGACUGUCAGCUUUGGACUGUGGGCACAAUUAUUGCUGGGAUCCAUCAGAAGUGGCUUGAUAGACCACUAGUAGAUCACACAUUAUCUUCCAUGAUGCCUCUUUAAUGCUGCUGUUCUUUACCUCUGAAUGGCAGUGAUGCAGCGGUGGGAAACCACCACCAGAAGAAGUGGACACAGACAGCUCAGUUACAUAACAAAUGCACUAGGCAGAUGUAUUAAUUUUGAUUCAAUGUAUUUAGAUAUUUGAGAGUUCAAGUAACAUUUUGGACAACAUUGGCCAGUAAGUUGUCCUGUUUAUUGUGACCCAUAUACUGUACCAUGAAACACUGAGAGCCUUUUCAGGUAGUACCUAUAUGUGUGUUGCCUACUGACCAUAAACUUAUUUAAUGUGCCAACAUUUUAAGACUAGUUCCAUAUUAUUUGUUGCCUCAUACUGUUCUUUAAACUCUUACAAAGUAGUAUUAUGGCCUUUGUGUUCUAGCUUUCUCAUUUGAAUUGUCUGUGAAUUACCACAAAUUUGCAAUUAAAAAAUGAUGUCAUUUUUUU